Zychaea mexicana is the source of this 834-nucleotide messenger RNA. Its product is annotated as GCN5-related N-acetyl-transferase-domain-containing protein. The transcript has 3 exons. NCBI's taxonomy places the organism in Eukaryota, Fungi, Mucoromycota, Mucoromycetes, Mucorales, Lichtheimiaceae. The annotation marks the transcript as partial. The record is from RefSeq and is a predicted model, not a curated record.
CGCCUCCUCACUUUGCACAACACAUGAUCAGUCCAAAGCUUGGGAACACUAUCAUAGCAGCAAUGCCGAUAGCAGCAACAACAACACAUCAGCAGCAACAACAACAACAACCGUCUCCACCGCCGAUGACAAACAAAAGGAACAGUAAUAGCGGUAACAGUAGUGAUACAAGCAUCAGCAGUGCCAGCAGCACCAACAGCAACAGCAGCAGUCGGAAGCGCCCGAUCCACACGGGUACGCAAACGGAAAGCUACACGCCUCCGACGAAGGCACGAAUUGUGGACUCACCGUCGGCCGAGGCAUCUGACAUUGUUCAUGACGGGCAGGCCUGUAUGUUCAAUAUGAAACUAGAUGAGCGAGGAAGCAUUGCUGCAUUGUGUUACCUGCCAACCAGAGUGCAAACCCUGAUCGAGUUUUACCACACAGAAAUACCACUCGGAUACCGGGACAUGGGCGUCGGGGACCUGCUUGUCAAAAGCGCCUUUGAGUGGGCCGCAGAGCGCAAUGCUCUCGUCAUUGCAACGUGUCCUUUUGUUCGCCGCUAUCUUGCACGUCACCAGCAUAGCAACGUCGUAAGCACCGAGCAGGAGGCUGUAGAACGCUUAAUGAAAUAAAAGAUAAAAAUCAUACACGUUUCACAAGCAGUAUAUAAGAUCAUGUUUCCAUACACGUUAUAAAAGAGUACUUCGACACAGUAUAUAAAGAGUGACAUGGCCCAUGCCUUAUUCAUCAUGACGAGUGGUGGUUGGCGGUGACACAGAGAGUCGCACAUGUGUGAGGGCCACACAAAGAGAGCAGCAAAUGAACUGGUCCGCAGUGAGUUAUUUAAUUAUU